GCGCAGCGGAGGGCGGCGCGGGCGGCAUGGGGACUGCAGCGGCGGCUGCGGCGGCCGGGGAGGGGGCGCGCGGCCCGAGCCCCGCCGCCGUGUCGCUGGGCCUGGGCGUGGCUGUGGUGUCGAGCCUAGUGAACGGGUCCACGUUCGUGCUGCAGAAGAAGGGCAUUGUGCGCGCUAAAAGGCGAGGUACUUCCUACUUAACAGACAUCGUGUGGUGGGCUGGCACAAUUGCAAUGGCUGUUGGCCAGAUUGGGAACUUCCUGGCUUACACUGCGGUCCCUACAGUCCUGGUAACUCCCUUGGGUGCCCUUGGAGUACCGUUUGGGUCUAUUUUAGCUUCUUAUCUUCUGAAGGAAAAGCUCAACAUCCUGGGCAAGUUGGGGUGUCUGCUGAGCUGCGCAGGCUCUGUCGUGCUGAUCAUCCAUUCCCCAAAGUCGGAGAGUGUGACCACUCAGGCUGAGUUGGAGGAGAAGCUGACCAAUCCAGUGUUUGUGGGCUACCUGUGCAUUGUGCUGCUCAUGCUGCUGCUGUUGAUCUUCUGGAUUGCACCAGCCCACGGGCCCACCAACAUCAUGGUCUACAUCAGCAUCUGCUCCUUGCUGGGGAGUUUCACUGUGCCUUCCACCAAGGGCAUUGGGCUGGCAGCCCAAGACAUCUUGCACAACAAUCCAUCCAGUCAGAGAGCCCUCUGCCUGUGCCUGGUGCUCCUGGCUGUCCUGGGCUGCAGCAUCAUUGUCCAAUUCAGGUACAUCAACAAGGCCCUGGAGUGCUUCGACUCCUCUGUGUUUGGGGCCAUCUACUACGUUGUGUUUACCACACUGGUCCUACUGGCUUCAGCCAUCCUCUUCCGGGAGUGGAGCAAUGUGGGCCUGGUGGACUUCUUGGGCAUGGCCUGUGGAUUUACAACUGUCUCCGUGGGAAUUGUCCUUAUACAAGUGUUCAAAGAAUUCAACUUCAACCUUGGGGAGAUGAACAAAUCCAAUAUGAAAACAGACUAAGAUGCAUCAAGGGAUGGGGGCUUGAGGAACAGGCAUUGGAGGGGGUCUGUGGUUCUUACUACACGUCAAGUAGAAGAGACUCUCAGUGAGAGUUGCCUGUGUACUGAUAAUCUAGUGGACGAUAGGCUUUGCACCAGGGUGAGAGGUCCAGACCUCUGGAGCACAGAGCUCCCAGUGGUUGUUUGGGUGUAAACUCUCUGAUGAGACAAAUUCUGUUUUCAUUUCCAUUAACCUAGAAGCUUUCAUUAAUUACUUGUUUAAAACAUUUUAACAUGAUUUACCAGAAAAUAAGGAUGAGGUCUUUCUAGUUAGUCUUUGUAGGGGAGCAGAUGUUUUUAGAGUACCUUGAAAAAGGAAGUGAAAUCUGGCUCUGUACAGUAAACGUGAGUGACCUUGUACUUUUGUGAAGCAUGUAUAGCAUUCAGGUAUUUUACUCAAAUAAGUGGUAUGUGAAUCAAGUUGUUUUUAGUCCUUUAACAACCUGACUCUCCUACAUGUACCCCAAAGGUGAGGUAAGCAGAGAGAGAAGAGUUAAUGACAGUGACGAAGAGUUCCAUUGACAGGGUGACUUUCUGAUAGCUCAAAUCAAUUUUAGUGCCUUUAUCAUUUGAAUUAUUCACUUAAUUUAACUAUUACUUUGUAUAUGUUAACUGUUCUAAUUACAGAUACAUAAAGUAGUUAGAAAAUGUUCAAUGGAAGAUAGUGAAAACUAAAGAUACAGAAAAUUUGAAAAGUGACCCAGUUGUAUAUUGUCAUCCAAUUAAGGACAACUGAUUAAGUACGAAGAGAUAUUUAAUUACUUAAUUUGUAUUUAACCUCUGUUACUUGGAUCCAUGAUGAAAAACACCUGCUUUCUGCUUCAGGCAGUAUUGUGUCCAUUCAGAAGAAAUAAACUAUUAAACUUGACACUAAGGUUGUUACAUUAGAGAAUGUCUCUUUAGUACACACUGCAGUUUAGUAAAAGCGCCUCAGUACGGAAACACAAUUUAGGACUGUUUCUACAGAGUGUAAUGUGUACUUUCUAAGGGGGUUUCUAGCAGAGAUGAAAACAAUGUAGCCUUUUUUGAAAUGGUAGAACCUUCUGUACUUUCUUACUGAGCCUCUUUCUAAGCCUUCUGACUGUAUGCAAGGUCCUGGGCUUGAUACCCAGCGUCAAAGAGAAACAACAAAACAACCUUCUUAAAUGGAAAAUAGCUCUUAAUCCUGCAGUAUUUUAGAUCAGAAAUGAUCCUUCUGUCCAUAGUAAGCUUCCUGUGCAUUAAAUUGGAGCAAGGUACAAGGUGACACAGUAUAGUAUCAUAUUAUGAUAUGCCAUAUUAGGAUGUUGUGUAUUCCACCUGUUUUGUUUUAUCUGAAUGGAAUAGACCAAGUUAAGACAAAUGGGCUUGGAUAACUAAGUUAGGUGAGGUAGAACAUAAAUUUUAAUAAUACCCAAUUAAACUUCUCACUAAGACAAAAAUGUGCUUUUCCGGAUAGAAAGGGCAUUUUUAAAGUAAAGACUCAAAGAAUAGACAGAUGUUGGUGGCAUAUGCUUUUAAUCCCCAGAGGCAGGCAAGCCUCUGAGUUUGUGACCAGCUUGGUUUACAGAGCAAGUUCCAGGACAGCCAGGGCUGCACAGAGAAACCCUGUCUCAAACCUGCCCGCCCCCCAAAAGACCAAAUGAUAGUUCACUGAAAUGUAGAAAAAAAAAGAGUAAGUAAAAUACUAGUUUAGCAUAAAGAAAUCUAGUUUCUGACCAUUUGUCAGACUCAAUAAAUUGGAAGCAUGAAUUAUGAUCUUGGUGUUUCAGUCAGUAAUUUGUGAAGAACAGCAACAAAGUGAUUUAAACCGUUGAAAACCUUGCAUAAAGCAGUAGUAAAUGGUCAAGUUCACUCUUCUUUUGAUCAGCUCUUGAAUUUUUUUAAUUACUAGGAUCUUUAGGAAUAUAAAACUUAAUUUAUUGAACAGAACAUAAGUGGAAAGUGUUAUGCAGCAGGAUCUGUAUAAUUUUAGUACAAAGGUUUCUGAAGUAAGAAUAUAGCUAUACUAGUACAGUGAUGGCAUUUAUAGUAUGGAAAUUACCUUGUUCAUUUUUGCUGCUUACCAUGGAACUUAGUUUAAAUGCACCUGUUGAGAUACCUGAAAUUUUGAUCCACAAUAAAACCAUGACUAUCCAAAGGCUAAGACUUUGUGCAUAAAGCAAAAAUUUGUUGUAUUAAUACUUCUCCUAAUGUGCUAGAACAGCCAGAUCACCCAGAUUUACAUCUGGUCAGCAGAUCGCUUCAGUAGGUUGUAUGCUCUUGUUCUAGAAGAACAAGUUAUCACUCGCUGUUAACUUCCAAAUAACAAUCAUGAAUAGGGCCUAAUUUUCAAAUUUGAUAUAGUACCCAUGUAUGUAUACUUGCUAUUUUACAAACUCAGUUUUUCACAAUUCACUUGGAAAUGCAAAAGAAAAUAAAAAUUUUCAAGUCAGAGUCCUGGGGGAAAAUUUAGAAUGCAAAAGAAUCUCUUACUGGUCUCUCUAAGGAAAACAUGCCUACUAUGUACUUUUCCCCAAGUCUUUUUUUUUUUUAAGAUUUAUUUAUUUUAUGUAUGCGUACACUGUUGCUGUCUUCUGACACACCAGAAGAGGGCAUUGGAUCCCAUUACAGAUGGUUGUGAGGCACCAUGUGGUUGCUGGGAAUUGAACUCAGGACCUCUGGAAGAGCAGUCAAUGCUCUUAACCACUGACCCAUCUCUUCAGCCCUCCCCAAGUCUUUAAAAUCAUCAAAAUAAAAAAAAAUUGGAACAACUUCGAGAAUUACUCUUGGAAGACAUUUAGGCCAUUUCUCCCCUCCUCUUCUUGGACUGUGCCCUUGCUCAUAAAUAACUUUACAUUUGAAAAGGCUGUUUCCUGUUGUAAGUACUGAUCAAGUAUAAGAUCAGUUAGGGGUUCCUACUGGAAUCCAGAUCCAGAUCCAAAGGCUGUGUGUGUGUGGUGUUCUAGAAGAGGAAGACAUAACUGCCCACACUGGGACCUGUGAAGAGGAACUGUUUCUCCACUGUCCUUGCUGAUCACUGAGACUAUCACUAUAGUUGUUUCUAUUAGAAUAUCAAUAAAACAUAUUUUGCUGCUCUCUGUUCAGCUACAAGAUUCCAUUUCUUCUGUUUAAGCCAUUUUGUUCUGCCUAAUUUUAUUUUUUAAAUAAUCACAGGAAUAAUAUAUUGAUCUUUUCCUUUUAUUGAGUUUCACAUCUUUUUUUUUUUUUUUUUAAUCUCUUGUUGUGGUACUAGGAAAUUCCGACAUGGGAAUUAUGCAUGCUAGGCACGAGUUUCCCUCAAGCUAGGUCCCUAGCCUGCUUGUGUCUACUUUUGAUAGAACCAUGAUCAAGCCUGCAGUCAUAGAUCCUCUUCCUUAGUUCCUAAUGGUCCAGUUCUUGGUCAGUGCUGUGCUGAACUUUUAGAAGCUGGUCUCUAGGCUUCUGUAAAGUACUCAGAUGUAGUGACUUUUAGAUGUAUAAAAACAGAUGGUCUGUUGAAACAAGUAUUAGUGAGCAUAGACUACUGCCACUGCAUAAUUUUUUCUCUUUAUCCCCUUAAGAGGAUCUUGUUGUGUAUCCCAGGGCAGCCUUGGACUGUAUUUCCUCGCCUCUCCAAUGCUGAGAUUACAGGCAUAUGUCAUUACACUGGGCCUUCUGCAUAUUCACAGUUUUCGUUAGCAGUGAUACUUUUAUUCCAGACUUAUCUAGCAGAGCAGUGCUCCUCUUAAAUACCUACUAGGUCUUGGUCAGUAUUCCUGUGAUCUUUAAAAGACCUCAUGACUGUAUGAAUUAGAUCUAAGGAAUUAUUCUCAGUGUGUCUGACACAAAGGAGCUUGUUAGUCUGUUAAGCAGGACUGGAGAGAAUCUUGGUGUUAAGCCUUCUCAGGGACCAAAACUGUAUUAUCAGUUCCUUAGUAUAGACUUUCUAAGGACAUAGCCACAUUUUUUUCCCUAUGUUUUACUUAUAUUCACUGCUAGAUUCUGUCAAAUUGAGUUGGCAAAAGGCUAUUCGGCACGCCAGUCACACCAUAAGCCAGUUUACUACAUAGAAGGCCUAAACAUUUUGUAUUUCUUACUUAGACAUGACAAUUGUCACUGGUGAAUUUUAGGAGUCUGUUAUUUUGAUCAUAAGUGAUUUUUCACAUCUGGCAAGACUCGUAUAUUGUGUUAUCCAUUCAAGAAGAUUAAGAUUAAGACUUACAGGAAUAGUAAUGAGCAUCUGGCCCAGUAUCACUACUCAUUUUUUAUCAUACACAUUUCUCAUAUGCAAUUAAAUGCAGCAAAAGAAUAUUUUUAAAAGUAACAGCUGUUGAAUCAAAAGACAUCUAUUUAAAAAUCGAUAUUAUGUAGAAAAAAAUGACCAUGUAAAUAAACAUCUAUUUCAAAUGUACCCAAGGUAAUUUAAAAGUACAGUUAUAAGUCCAUGGAGUCAGGAUGGAUUUAUUUAUUUGUUUGUUUGUUUUUAAAGAUUUAUAUUUAUUUCAUAUUAUAUGGGCAUUUUCCUGCAUGUAUGUAUGUAUGUAUGUUGUGCCACCUGCAUGCAGUACCCACCAAGGCUAGAAGAGUGUGGAAGAGCCCUUGGAACUGGAGCUUCUGCAGGUUGUGCUCUGUCAUGUGGGCCCUGGGAACCCAACCUGAGCCCUCUGCAAAGCAGCAAGUGCUUUUAAGCACCAAGCCAUCCCUCCAGUCCCAGAGGACUCAUUUUCCCCCCAAUUUCUCCUGAUUUGUGAAAAUAUAUGUGAGUUUUUUAACCUUUCUGUGCCUCAGUUUUUCUACCUCGAAAGUUGUAGGAAGGUUCUCCAAAAUUAAUUGAUUCUAAACUGAGAGUACAUUCAGUAACUCUGGAAACUGAAGGUAGGAGCACCAUACUCUGAACUGCUCUGGAAGCUUGCAGACACUGGAGUCUGAUCCAGACUGUGAUGUAGAGCAUGUAGCCUUGAACACCAAACAAGUAAGGGGAACACUGGGUAUAAAGUUUGCAUGACCCCAUAAGACUUUAAUUUUGUUUUAAGGGUUUACAUAUUUUGUUGGAGAAGGAGGAAUAAAACAUGGACUUCAAAAAAUAAUGGAAAGACCAAAUUAUGAUGCAUUCCUUUGUGUUCUACUUUGGGCUGUAUGCUGUAUGUAUAGCCCUGUGUGUCCCAUCGAUUCUGUUGCAUUGAAUUUCUCAUGAGACAUACUGAACUACCUGCUUACCAGGGCACCUUAGCCCUGAUACUCAGUGAUCUGAUGCCAGGCAAAUGUCAGGAACUCCCGAAACACUAAUGCCAAAGAGUCACCUUGACGAAUUCAGAAUGCUUCUUUUGUCACAGUACCUUGCAUUUCACCCCAUCAGUGUUUUUGCACUUUACAAAAGUUUAAAGGUGUGGCAUUUCGGUUGUAAUCCUGGUUUUGCUUUUUGAAAGGAUAAUUAUUACUUCCUCAUGAGAUGAAUAUAACGAGAAGAACAAAAUAAAAAGAAUGCCGAAUGUUGGUUGCGUGAAAGCUUUUUCACAUAAAUGUAUGUAGUAGGGGAAAAUGUUUCCAGUUAGUACACACAUAUUUAUCAGUGUCUAAGACUUGCUUAUAUUUUGCUUCAUAGAAGUAGUCAUAGCAUGUUAUAAUUGCCUUAUGUAGAUAAAAAAGGCUCUUAAGUUUUACAAUAAUAUUUAUUAUUCUGUAUAUGUUUUAAAAUAAAGUAACAUUUCUAGCUGA
Messenger RNA from Arvicanthis niloticus (Nile rat), 6691 nucleotides. It is a transcript of the gene Nipa1, whose product is annotated as NIPA magnesium transporter 1. Gene Ontology annotation, cellular component: membrane. The record is from RefSeq and is a predicted model, not a curated record. Gene Ontology annotation, molecular function: magnesium ion transmembrane transporter activity. Lineage: Eukaryota; Metazoa; Chordata; Mammalia; Rodentia; Muridae. Gene Ontology annotation, biological process: magnesium ion transport.